UUGGCCCCACGUCCCCGCGCGUCUCACCCCGGGACUCCUGUGUCGCAGGCUGUUCUAGCCUCUCCUCUUUCUAAGCCCCAGAGUUAUCCCGGCAAAGUUCGUCUAGGACUUGCAGACCAGGGCCUGGGGUUGGCGAGUCCUAGCCCGCCUUCUCGCUCGCGAUUGGCUGGAGGCUCUCCUGAGUGAGUGUCCGCGGACUGCGCACCGGCGCGAGUGUCAACACAGCACACGCUUUAUCCUCCGGUCCCCACUCUUCGCAACGCCGCGGUCGCGUGGGCUGCCCGUUUCGCGGGAGCAGGGAUGCGGGCUCUGGAGGUGCGCCCAGCCCUGCCGUUCCUGGUCGGAAUUGGCUUUUUUGUACUGGAAGCCGCUGCGGGACCCCACACCCUGCAGUAUACCCUCACUGUGGGCUCCCAGGACACAUAUGUGCAAUCCAGAUUUUAUGGUGAAGUAUUUUUGAACGGUCAGCACUUCCUGCACUAUGACAGUGAGAACGACAGGGCAGAGCCCGGGGAAACGUGUGCAGAAGCCGUCCUGGGAGCAGAGACCAGGAAUGCAGAAAGCAAGCUCGUCAAAGAGAAGGGGCAGGACCUCAGGACCACUGUGGCACGCAUUGACAACCUGCAUAAAAGAGGCCUGCAUUCCUUCCAGGAGACCUGGGGCUGUGAGAUCCAAGAAGACGGCAGCACCAGGGGCUUCAGGGACUUCCGCUAUGAUGGGGAGCCCCUGCUCUCCUAUGACCUGAAGACUCAGCAAUGGACAGUGCCCCGGCGCUCAGCUCAGGCUCUGGCUGUGAGUCUCCAGAGGUCCUUGGAUGAAGAUGCCGCAGAAGCCCGGAAGCACUACGACUAUGUGCAGAGAGACUGCGUGAAAAACCUGGAGCAGUAUCUGCGUUCCUGCAUGGACUUCCAGAAACCAGGUACUGACCCUGGGCAGGGGCCUGUCCUCCAUUACACUGGAGUCUCAUCACCCCAAACACUGGCCAAAGGUACCUUCCCCAUGCUGACAGUGGUGAAGGGAAAUCCUCUCAGUGAGCAGAACUUGGAGCAGAAGCAGAAGCAAAAGAAGCAUAAGAAGUCGAAUGAGAAGCAAAAGAAGCUGAAGCAGAAGAAGCAAAAGAGGAAGAAACAGAAGCAGAAGCAGAAGCAGUACCAGAAGAAGCAGAGCCAGAAGCAGAAGUAG
Tupaia belangeri chinensis (Chinese tree shrew) is the source of this 1182-nucleotide messenger RNA. RefSeq names its product MHC class I polypeptide-related sequence B-like. Gene Ontology annotation, biological process: immune response. The transcript is spliced from 4 exons. Gene Ontology annotation, cellular component: external side of plasma membrane. NCBI's taxonomy places the organism in Eukaryota, Metazoa, Chordata, Mammalia, Scandentia, Tupaiidae. The record is from RefSeq and is a predicted model, not a curated record. Bases 301 to 1182 code for a protein of 293 amino acids.